CGCCACCUUUAACUUGAUCCAAAAUGUCGUCCAUCGUAAAACUAUUCAUCGUAUCCCCAGACACCCGCUCCGAGCGUCGUUUCGACCCCCACACGACCAUCGAGCAGCUCAAGGCAAAACUAGAGCUCAUUACAGGCAUCCCUGUUCAGAACCAGAAAAUAUCGCUGCAUAAUGGCGAUGACGAUUCACAGAUCGUUGCGCAGUUGGAUGAUGAUGCUAAGCCACUGGGGUACUACAGCGUUCGGGAUUUUCAGACGAUCAAGAUCGUAGAUACGAACCCUUCGACAUCGUUUACGGGUCAGCUCACUGAUGUAUCACAAGUAGAGAAGUUCGAGCUCAGCGACGACGCAUACGCACAACGAACCGACUCUGUUUUGGCUUACAAGCAAAGACAUAAAGUAGGGCGCUUCGCGGCCCCUUCAACCGAACCCACUCCUGAACCCACGGUGAACAUCCCCAUCGGAUCGCGCUGCGAAGUGGAAUCAACAGAACCGGGCCUGCAUAAGCGCGGUACAGUUCGGUUUGUUGGUCCGGCCGAGUUUUCUGCCGGGCUUUGGGUCGGAGUCGAGUAUGACGAGCCAAUGGGUAAAAAUGAUGGGUCCGUUAAAGGAGUGCAGUAUUUUACAUGUCGUCCGAACUACGGGGUAUUCGUCCGCCCUGCAAAAGUCACAGUCGGCGACUUCCCUGUGGAAGAGAUCAAUUUUGAUGACGAAGAGAUUUGAUGGGGCUAUUUGUCUUGACUAUCCAUCAACAAUUCACAGUUGUUAGAGACCCAGGACUAGGAUCUCGGGGUGUGUCGAUGCCUUCACCUUACCUUGAUGUCUCCUCAGCGCUCAGCCCUGGCAGCACAAUACACUUGUUCGUGAAACUCUAUGUUUAUUGUAACA
This is a messenger RNA of Suillus paluster, 887 nucleotides long. Its product is annotated as CAP Gly-rich domain-containing protein. NCBI's taxonomy places the organism in Eukaryota, Fungi, Basidiomycota, Agaricomycetes, Boletales, Suillaceae. The transcript is spliced from 5 exons. Gene Ontology annotation, cellular component: cytoplasm; microtubule plus-end; nucleus. Gene Ontology annotation, molecular function: microtubule plus-end binding; alpha-tubulin binding. Gene Ontology annotation, biological process: tubulin complex assembly; cytoplasmic microtubule organization; post-chaperonin tubulin folding pathway. Bases 24 to 722 code for a protein of 232 amino acids. The record is from RefSeq and is a predicted model, not a curated record.